AUGGAGACCCCCCUGAGCAAGUCCAGCCUCGCGACCCUCGUCGCCGAGCCGCGCCCCUCGCUCGUGCCCCCGCGCUGGGCGGACACGGUGCGCGCCGUCACCGUCGCCGAGAGCAAGCAGGCCGGCCUGUCGCUGGCGCACUCGUUCGCGUCCGACGCGUCGAGCCGCUACCUCCUCGACGUCGACGACAUGGCGGCCCGCUCGGCCGAGCACAAGUGGAAGCUCCACGUCGACAUGAUGACGUACACCACGACGGCGCACGCCCUCGACGGCCUCGUCACGACCAUUGGGCCGGACCACGACGCCGUCGCACUGUGGGUCCCGCCCGGCAAGGACACGGACGGCUGGCUCAACCUCUUCCGCUCGGGCCUCUGGCGGCUCGCCUACCGGCUGACGCCCGAGGCGCGGAGGCGGUACAACGACGACUUCCUCCCGCUGCUGCACGACGCCAAGGCCGAGGUCAUGGGCGCGCGGGACGCCGAGUGUUACUACCUCGUGUACAUCGGCACCAAGCCGAACGCGCGCAAGAGGGGGUACGCGGGCAAGCUGCUCGACGACAUGAUUGCGCGGGCCGACGCCGAGGGCCGUCCCAUGUAUCUCGAGUCGAGCUCGCCGGACAACAAUGCCUACUACGCCAAGUUUGGCUUUGAAUUCAAGAAGGACAUUUACCUCCAGGGCAGCGGUGCGCCUGUGCCGCUUUCCAUCAUGGUGCGGGAGCCGCAGCUGGUGAAGCAGAAGCCGGUAUACGCUGCCGUCAAGGUCCAGAUGAAUCGCCUGCGCUAG
Molecule: messenger RNA, 783 nt
Organism: Verticillium nonalfalfae
Lineage: Eukaryota; Fungi; Ascomycota; Sordariomycetes; Glomerellales; Plectosphaerellaceae
Exons: 3
Coding region: 1-783 (260 amino acids)
Molecular function (GO): acyltransferase activity, transferring groups other than amino-acyl groups
Source: RefSeq, a predicted model, not a curated record